Molecule: messenger RNA, 2291 nt
Organism: Trematosphaeria pertusa
Lineage: Eukaryota; Fungi; Ascomycota; Dothideomycetes; Pleosporales; Trematosphaeriaceae
Exons: 3
Coding region: 88-2226 (712 amino acids)
Source: RefSeq, a predicted model, not a curated record
CGGCCGUGUAGAUAUCGGCGCAGCCCGCUUCUGCCCCUCUUGAACUUUUGCGUGGAGAGACGUUUGGUCGUGUUGCGACUGUUCGAUAUGUCUUCGACGGGUGGUCAGGAUCAGGUUGCUGCGCAACAGCAAUCGGGUCCUCCAUAUGCGCCUCACAAUGCGAGUUUGGGCGGUCGGCCAGAUAUUAUACCAGAUAUCCCAGUAACGGCGGUCUUUCUCUUUCUCUAUGUCGUCUUCGGCAUUAUACAUAUCAAAAUCUUCAAGAAGAACAAGGCCAGAGGGCACAAGUUCGUGUUUAAUGGAGCGCUAUUCGGAUUCUGCCAGAUACGGAUAAUAACCAUGUCCCUUAGGAUAGCAUGGGCGUGCCACUCCACAAACGUCGGCCUUGGAAUCGCAGCCCAGGUCUUCGUCUACGUCGGAACGAUCAUUCUGUAUAUCGUCAACUGGUUCUUCAUCCAGCGAGUUAUCCGAGCGCAGCACCCACUCUUUGGAUGGUCGAUGCCAUACCGAAUACUGCACAGACUAGCGAUCGUCUGCCUCAUUCUCUCCUUGAUAUUGCUGGUCGUGGGCGCUAUCCAGCAAUUCUUCACGCUGAACACGACUACGCUCGAUAUCGAUCGCUACUUGCAACUUGCGGGCAACACGUACUUCGCUGCUUUCUGCUUCGCGCCAAUCCCCAUGGUUAUCCUUUCGCUCAUUUUCCCACGGCGCAGAGUCGAGAAGUUUGGGGCUGGCCGACUCAGGAACAAUGUUGUGAUCCUUCUAAUUGCCGUAGCCAUUCUGUCUGUCGGGCAGAUCUUUCGCUGCGUUACCGCAUGGCUUCCGAACUACCCGCUCCGCAUCCACCAGGGCCAGGAAAUUGACGCACCGUGGUACUAUUCCAGGUGGUGCUUCUACGUUUUCAACUUCGCAACCGAGAUCCUCGUAGUAAUCUUCUACGCCGUGACCCGAGUGGACCUGCGCUUCUACGUCCCGGACGGCUCCAAGAAAGUUGGAGAUUACUCAAACAGGCCCGGUGGCCGCUACCAUGUAGACAUUAUCGGCAACGAGAAAAACCUCAAGCGCACUUCGACCGGCCCCUUCGGAAUCGGUGUUCUCCACCCCAACGGCUCAAGCGAGACGCUGCACGAGUACGAAUCCUCGCUUUUUGACGACACCCGCACGCUGGCCGAUUCCCUGCGUUAUCCAUCCUCGAUUCUGGAAGUGGAUCCCAAGUCCGGUCACUGGAAGAUCAAGCGCGCCUCUGGUGCUGGCUCAGUGACCAGUCUCCAGCGCCACUCUAACACGUCCGAAGGCUCGGUCUGGGACCCAACGCGCAACACCUACGUCAACGAAAACACGCCGCCCGUCCCUGACAUUCCAACCGAUUGGCCGCUCCGCGAAUCGCAGCUCCCACGUGGGUCGAUACCCGUUAUGGAGCACCAAAAUCGGGGUAGUAGGUCGGCCGGUCAGUCGUCGCUGAGGAAUGAGAUCGGCAACCAUGACAUGAAUGCUGUGGAUAUGGGCAACUCUAUCGAAGACGCGAUCCGCAAACUCGAGGCGAACAGCGAAGUGAACAAGGCCCACCCACCCGAUUACGACGCCAUUACGCCUGUCAAAGAGCGUUCGGGCAACGUUACACCCCUGAAGUCGCGUCAAUCUAGCGCAGAAGUCCCACGGAAACACGUGUACCAGCCCAGUCCGCUCCGCUCCGAGGCCGCUGAUAUCCCGCGGAAGCAUGUCUACUCACCAGUGUCGAACAACCCAUGGGCUUCGGAGCUCCCGCAGAAGCACAGCCACAGCGCUGUUGCCUCUAGCUCGGCUUCCAACCUCCCCAGAAAGAUCGAUUACAGCGGAACCGCUUCCGGCUCAAGCUCCGAUCUCCCCAAGAAGCGCGACUACAGUGCUCACGCUCCUCUGACCUCGCAUCCUCCGACUCCCCCCAACAAGCACUACAGCGCCCCUUCCCCCACAAGCGCUGGCUCCGACAUCCCCAAGAAGCACAACUACGCCCGACCCGAUGAGCUGCACUUCUCGGCGCUACAGCAGCAGCGAAGUCCUCCGCCCCAGCCGGUAAGUCCGCCGCAAUCGUCACAUCGCAGCGGCGCGACAAGUUUCGAGACGGCGACUGCGGAAAGGGAGUUCAAGCGCUUCAGCUUUGAGGCGCCGCCGCGGAGAGGGGAGGAUGGGUUUGAGGGCGGAAGUAGCGAGAGUGAGAGGGAGUGGGAGCGGAGGUAUAGAGGAUGAUUGAUGAAUGAAUAGACGCACCCGACGGUGGCAUUCUGAGUUUGUUUUGAUGCACGAGCGUUGGC